CUGAAAGUUAGACCUGCAUGUAUAAAUACACCCUCUGAUGAGAAGGCACAAGACAGUAAAGAUAGUUUUGUUAUUCUUCUUAUUACUGUUUAAUCGACACACGAUUGCAAAUGGGGGCAAGGAAAUCAAAACCAUCUGGAGUACUGGAUGAAGCAUGGAGGAUAUUUGACUGGGGACAGAAGGAAGUACUGAAAGACCGUCUAGAAAAGUUUACUCUGAGUAAUCCAGAUGUGACAAAGAUCAAGAUCCUGGUGGCUGGACAAAUUGGAGCAGGGAAGUCCAGCUUUAUUAACUCUGUCCUUAGUGUCUUUCAAGGAGAAAUUGUUAAUGAAGCACUAGCUGAUACUUCAUCGUCAGGCGCCUGUCGCAGUUUCACAAAAAGACUGAGAGCAUACCGCAUCAGAAGUGCAGAUGCAGAUUUGCCUUAUGAAUUCUGUGACAUAAAAGGUUUAGAACCUGAAAAAAUAUCUGAGUGUCAACCAGAUGACAUUGUCAAAACCAUAUAUGGACAUGUGAAGGAGGGAUAUAAAUUUGAAGAAAAAUCCCUCACUAGUGACGAUGAUCAUUACAUACAAAACCCUUCACUGUCUGAUCAAGCCUUCUGCGUAGUUUACGUCAUAGAUGCAAAUACAAUCCAUCUCGCUGCAGAUGAUAAGAUAAUCACAGAGAAAUUGAAGCUCAUUCGCCAGGCCAUCAGUGAUAAAGGGAUUCCUCAAGUGAUUGUCAUGACUAAAGUGGAUGAAGCAUGUCCUCUGGUCAAUAAUGAUCUAAAGAUGGUCUACAGAAGCGAGAAGAUCAAAAAGAAGAUGGAGUUGUGCAGUGCCAAAGUGGGUGUUCCAAUGAGCUACAUCUUCCCAGUGAAGAACUAUCAUAAUGAGAUUGACACAAAUGAUGAUGUUGAUGUUUUGAUUCUCAAGGCAUUAGAUCAGAUUGUGCGUUCUGCUGAUGCAAGACAGAGGCGUGGUGCUUCUAAUGAAUGAGUUUUGGGGACAAAAACCAACAUUAAUAACAUUUAGAAUUUAAUGAAUAUUAAAUGGCCAAAAGUAUAUCAUCAUCUGAAUUAAGACACAUUCCAUGUGCAACAGGUUAUGUACAGGUUAUAGCCAACAUUUGAUAAUGAUAAAAGUGACCCACACAUACACACAGUAUUAGAAAUUGCUACACAAAUUAGUUUUCAUCUUGAUUGACUUGAACACGAGCUCAACAACAAAAAAUUCAAAAUGUGCGUGCGUGUGUGUGUGUGUGUGUGUGUGUGUAAUUAUGUAAUGAACAAAAAAAAGCUCAAAACGUUUUUCUAAAUUAACUUAUGAAAUAUAAUCAUUAUGUCAUUACAUACAAAACUGAACUUUUUUAAUAGCUUAAAGGAACAGGGAAAUAGGCUCGGGGUUGGUAAUUCUGAUAAGCUGUCGGACACGGGCCGGGCUCGGGUCUGAUCGUCUCGGGCCAGGGCUCGGGCCUAAAUAUGAAGCCUGUGCAUGGCUCUACUUCUCAUUAUUUCCCUACAGUGGCUAAUGAACUGGAAGUCUCACACAUUUACAGAAAACUAUUUACUUCUGCGUUGAAAAAAAUCUGGAUUUAGGUAAUAACUGCCUAACGUGCUCAUCAUGCAAAACACGCAACGUUCUUAAAGGGACAUCCUUUUACAUAGGCAAAGGAAAAUGUAAUGUAUGUGUUAUCGCAGUUUGCCUUAUUUGUGUUAUGUGCAUACUCUCAUUAUUCUUUCAAAGUAAAGACAAUUCUCAGGAAGGCAUCACAGCAGCACUCUUUAACUUUAUUCUACUUCUUUUUGGGGGAGU
Messenger RNA from Carassius gibelio (silver crucian carp), 1796 nucleotides. RefSeq names its product interferon-induced protein 44. Lineage: Eukaryota; Metazoa; Chordata; Actinopteri; Cypriniformes; Cyprinidae. Bases 111 to 980 code for a protein of 289 amino acids. The transcript is spliced from 7 exons. The record is from RefSeq and is a predicted model, not a curated record.